This is a messenger RNA of Ixodes scapularis (black-legged tick), 2306 nucleotides long. RefSeq lists its product as uncharacterized. Gene Ontology annotation, biological process: DNA integration; proteolysis. Lineage: Eukaryota; Metazoa; Arthropoda; Arachnida; Ixodida; Ixodidae. The record is from RefSeq and is a predicted model, not a curated record. Bases 7 to 2073 code for a protein of 688 amino acids. Gene Ontology annotation, molecular function: aspartic-type endopeptidase activity; nucleic acid binding. The transcript has 2 exons.
CUGGCGAUGGCGGAAGACUGUGCGGAGGGGAACGUAGACGAAGCGAUGCACCUCUGGACUUUGACUUCUUCUCGAAAGUGGCAAUUAGAGCCCCCAAUUCACAGGACAUUCACGUGGUGCGGUGUCGACAUGCCAAUGCUGAUAGACACGGGGUCGCCCGUCUGUGUUGUGCCCCGCGAAAUUUAUGAAAAGAACUGGGAGAGAUGGCCGCCAUUGCAACCUUCAGGUGUCAAGCUGUCCUGUUAUCUUGGCAAGCUCCCCGUCCUAGGACAAUUGGACAUGAAGGUAGCCUACAAGGGUGCCGUAGUAGAGUGCCCCCUAAUUGUAUUGAAUUGCCCCGGUCCUAGUCUAUGCGGGCGGGAUCUACUGUUUCAGCUGAGCAACGCAGGGUCACCUAUUCUUCACAUGACUGCGGAAGACGGAUCGCCAACGAGUCUCCCGGCCGCGGACGACAUCGCCAACGAGUUUCAAGACGUCUUCAGUGCGGAACUCGGCUGCAUCAGCGGCCCCCCUGUACACCUUCAACUCAAGGAGGGAGCUACACCAAAGUUCUAUCAUCAGCCGCUCCUGGGCCUGCUGAAAGCGGACAAGCCUACGCCGGCGUUGGCCGCAGCCCGAAUACAGCGCUGGGCUCUCUACCUCGGUGGAUUUCGCUACAAACUUCAGUAUUCGCCCGGUAAGCUGCUACUAAACGCCGACCCACUCAGCCGGCUACCGCUGCACACUCCAGAACCACCAGCAAGGAGCGAACCCCCCGAGUAUGUUCACGCGCUGGCAAGUUUCGAUGAUGGCACUGUGUCUGUCGAGGAACUCAAACAGCUAACUGCGCAGGACGUGUUACUAACGAAGGUUGUGGAGUAUACGAAGCACGGCUGGCCUACACAUGUAAAGGACGCGGGAUUGGGGCCAUUCUCGGAACGCCGGUUGGAACUAUCUGUGGCUCACGGGUUGGUAUACUGGGGGCAUCGAGUUGUUGUUCCCACACAAGCACGAGAACGGGUACUACACAUGUUGCAUGAAACGCAUCAAGGGUCCUCGGCCAUGAAGGCGGUUGCCAGAUCGGCAUUCUGGUGGCCGGGACUAGACCGAGAGAUAGAACACCUCUCAGCGUCGUGCCACAAUUGCGUUCAAAACCUGCCUAUGCCGGCCUCUGCUCAACCCAUCAGUUGGCCAGCCGUUAAGGAAAAAUGGUCGAGGCUCCACGCCGAUUUCGCCGGGCCGGUCGCAGGCAGCAUGAUACUGGUAGUCGUGGAUGCUGCCACUAAGUGGAUUGAAGCCGUGCCCAUGAGGCAGGCAAGCACGUCAUCUACGAUUGCCAGCUUGCGCAGCAUUUUUGCCAGAUUCGGUGUUCCACGCACAAUAGUUACGGACAACGGCACGCAGUUCACUAGCGAAGAAUUCGCCAUCUUUGCUAAGAACAAUAACAUCGCACACCUACGUACGGCUGUGUAUCACCCACAGUCUAACGGACUUGCUGAACGAGCUGUUCGUACGAUUAAGGAAGCGCUAAAGAAGAUGAGCGAAGGCACACUUGAAGAGAAGCUGGUCAAAGUUCUUUUCAACUACAGGAGAACGCCGUGCCACGAGGGAAAAUCCCCUUCCGAACUUCUAUUCGGCUACUUGAUCCGCUCGCGCUUGGACUCGUGUUUCCCGCCUUUCCCAGGGUCAACCCAGGAGACGGAAGAGUGGACACUGCCGCCCGACACAGCCGUGUACGCCCGUAACUACGGCCAGGGGGAGAAAUGGACACCAGGGAAAGUGCAGUCCACUACAGGGUCACGCAUGGUCACCAUACAAACGCCUACUGGGGUGGUUCGACGUCACAUAGACCAAGUGCGUUCCAGGCCGAGCCCGGCAUCCGCUCGGAGCGGCGUUCGAGACCAAGACGAGGGGAGCCCUUCGGCUGCAGCUGCGCCCGCACCGACCGACAACGAAGGCGAUUUGAACAAGCAGCCUACAGACCAGGUGGCGCCGGCACAAGCGUCGCCGCCUAUCCAGAAGGCGCAGGAACCCCCUCAAGCUUUGCGACGAUCUACUCGGGAAAGGAAGCCUGUACAGCGUCUUCAAUACUAAGGGAGGAGAAAUGUUGUAAAUCAUCUUGAUAUGCUAUCUCCCGCCGCCUGAGCCAGGCGUGUGACGUAUCAACAACAGCAGCGUUAUGUCUUUCCUCGCCCUUUCUCCCUUCCCAACUCCCUCUCUCUUGCUUGCGUUAAAUACUCUGUUCACGGACGAAUAAACGUUCUUUUCCAGUCCCCCAGCGCUGGUCUCGUCAGUCGUCCACGCACCGUAUGUGCGCUUGCUACGUA